AUGAAAGACCUUCAAAGCCCAUCAUUUCGUAGCAAAGAAAAUCCUGAUGGAAGCAUCGCUCUUUAUUACCUGAGUAGUCAUACUGGACUAUAUCCGUUUGUAUUAGGUGCUUUAACCGUCAUAGCCCAAAGAAUUUUCAGCCUGGAUAUCAACCUGAGCAUUAUCAACAAAGCUGAACAACGUGUAGGAAUGACCGACCACCAAAGGACUGGUGAAUGUGUGACAUUUCGAAUCGAGAUUGUUGAGCGCGAGGCCAAUGCAAGUCAUGCUCUUUCGACCGCAGACUCAUCGGCACUAGAAGCUUGUAUUGCAGCAAACUUUAGCAACGAACUGAAAAUGAACGCAGCCGAUUUCUGCAUAGCCCUACCUUACCACAUCAUCAUGGACGAACAAUGCUGUCUCGUACAAGUAGGAAAUGCUUUGAAAGAUCAUAUCUCGCAUGAACUCCUGGCUCUUGGUACACCAGUCACAAAAAUAUUCGAAAUUAAAUGGCCACAAAUUCCGUUUGACUACAAAAACAUAUGCAAUUCCAUCAAUGCUGUUUUUGUGCUGCAAGCUAUAGAGUCCUUGGAAGAAAAAGUCCGGAUGCAAAUGAAGGAAAAGGAGAUAACACACGGCUUUGUAAUGAAGUUUCGCAAAAAUUUUAGUUAUCAUCUGCAACUCAAAGGGCAAAUGAUGCUGCUUUCUGAUGGCGAUAAACUAAUCUACAUUUGCUCUCCUCACAUUAUUUCCUUGUACGAACUAGCAAAAACGAGCAUGAAAAUAGCUGAGAUCCCUGUACAUGACACCACCAGAAGCCUAGUUCUUCUUCGUGAAUUCCUUACGGACGUGGAUAUGCACCGUCAACUCGAAGCAAACGACGAACAAAUAGAAAGUCUAGAGGACGAGCUCAAGGCGCAAGACCAUAAAUUAGGUAUGGCCCUACGUAAAGUGCUACCAGAAACGCUUGCUGUCAACAUAAUGGAAGGAGAGCCUAUUGAAGCGCGAGAAUACGAAGAAGCGACCGUAAUGUUUGCUGAUAUUCCACAUUUCCAAGAAAUUCUGUCAAUUUCUCAUUCCAAGGAUGUAGUACAUCUUCUUGAAAAGUUAUUUCAUCGAUUCGACCGCUUAGUUGGAAUUCACAAUGUGUAUAAAAUCGACACUGUUGGAGAUAAUUUUAUGACAGUGGCUGGAAUCCCGGACGAGUUUCCCGAACAUGCCGAGAUGAUGUGUUACACGGCGAUUGGUAUGCUGUGGGAAGCACGAUCGGUGCUCGAACCCGUUAGCAAGAAACCCAUCCAAGUCCGAAUUGCUAUACAUUCGGGACCACUGGUGGCCGGCGUGAUCGCUUCGGAAACACCCAAGUACUUUUUCAUUGUUCACUUCAAAGAUAGAUAUUGA
This is a messenger RNA of Cylicocyclus nassatus, 1380 nucleotides long. Lineage: Eukaryota; Metazoa; Nematoda; Chromadorea; Rhabditida; Strongylidae. The record is from the annotation of a GenBank genome assembly.